Fimicolochytrium jonesii is the source of this 1179-nucleotide messenger RNA. RefSeq lists its product as uncharacterized. Lineage: Eukaryota; Fungi; Chytridiomycota; Chytridiomycetes; Spizellomycetales; Powellomycetaceae. Gene Ontology annotation, molecular function: metal ion binding. Bases 127 to 927 code for a protein of 266 amino acids. The transcript has 2 exons. The record is from RefSeq and is a predicted model, not a curated record.
GUUGGGUGUGGGGCAUGGUGGUCGGGAUAACUGUCAGGUCGCGUCCCACGUAAUCAGCAGGCGGCGAACGAGAACGCUUCUCACACCUUCAGCGCUAUUCUACCCAGGGCUCCAGCACUUCCCGCCAUGCCCGCAGCCUUCUCAAACACCAACACCAACACCGGCAGCUCCUGCUCUGUUCCCGCCGAGGGCAACGCCGUCAUUGGGAAGGACGGGCUACCCCUUCGCAACGGAGUCACAGACUCGCUCGCAGAAGAUUGCGCGCAAAAGUCGGGGACGACCCCCAAGUGCUGCAACAAGGAACCAUCAGUCGAAAGCACCCUAGGCGCCAUCUUUUCGGUCGUCUUGGGCUCGUCGUGCUGCAUUAUCCCUUUGACCUUGGACAUGGCUUCGGUGUCUUUUUCAGGGUUGGGCUAUCUAACCGCAUAUCAACCCUUAUUCCGCGCGAUUACCAUCAUCAUUCUCGUCAGUAAUGUCUGGCGAUAUGGCACUACCCGACGGACGAUUUUGACUAUCGCAUUUUGCCUGCUUGUCAGUUUUGGUCCUCAGCUCCUAUCCGCCUCCACGACGCUUUCAAAUGGUAGCCGUUCAGCUGAAGUUGACCCACCAGCAUCCGCACCGGCACCGCCAAUAUCACCAUUCGAAAAGGAACGUCUGUGCUUCCGCGUGGAUGGGAUGCGUUGCGGAUCGUGUGCAGCACGCAUCGAGAAAGCUGUAGUGGGGUCAACCUUUAGCGAGGUUGACAGCGCUACUGUGGACCUCGGAGCGCGGACACUCGUUGCGACCAUGCGGAAACCCAGGGUCGGUGAUCUGGACCAUGCACAGAGGCUGUUUCACGAAGAGGGGAUCAAGCGGCUCGUACAAGGUCUGGACUCCGCAUAUAAGGUGGAAUACGUGAAGGAUUGCGAGUUUGAGAAGCGUUCGUGAUGAGAAGCGUUCGUGACGAGCGAGAGUCUGCUCUCCACCCUGUGUGCGGUAGAUCGUAGAUCAUAGAUAUGCUUUGUUGGCAGACAUCCACAUGUAUCCAUGAAGUAUGACGAGACGGUAAAGCGUUGAUGAACGGUUUACCAGUGAGCAUAGUAAUAUCUGCGUGUGCACUCCAAUAAUGAGUCCGUCUGCAAUGGCAGAGAAGAGUAGUGAGUACUGUGAUGAACUUCCAAGUGCGGGAAGAACGCAGCG